This is a messenger RNA of Aspergillus tanneri, 1692 nucleotides long. RefSeq names its product putative pre-mRNA splicing factor (gene PRP21). Bases 1 to 1692 code for a protein of 563 amino acids. Gene Ontology annotation, molecular function: RNA binding. Gene Ontology annotation, biological process: mRNA cis splicing, via spliceosome; regulation of alternative mRNA splicing, via spliceosome. Gene Ontology annotation, cellular component: U2 snRNP; catalytic step 2 spliceosome; U2-type prespliceosome. The record is from RefSeq and is a predicted model, not a curated record. NCBI's taxonomy places the organism in Eukaryota, Fungi, Ascomycota, Eurotiomycetes, Eurotiales, Aspergillaceae. The transcript has 3 exons.
AUGGUAAAUGCAAAGACGGUCAGCAAGAACUUGGAUCUGUUCCCAGCAUCUGCACCCAAGCCCAUUAUCGAUUGGGUCUGCGUCUCGAACAUGGCAUCUGUGAGCAAUGGAAAUACGCCCACUUUGCUGGAUGAGGUGAACAAGCCCCCUGAAGGGGUGGUGUUGCCACCGAAGGAUAUUCGAGCCAUUGUGGAGAAAACGGCCGGCUAUGUGGCUCGCAAUGGUAUUGUUUUUGAAGAUCGUGUCCGCGAAAAGGAACGCAGCAACCCCAAAUUUUCUUUCCUCAAUCCCGAAGAUCCUUAUGCAACAUUCUAUCAAUGGCGCCUUACAGAGAUCAAGGAGGGACGGGGGACUUCUGUCUCUGCAGGCCGACCUGGAGAGGGAGCGGCGCAGCCUGAGCCUGAAGCCCCGAAGGGACCUAAGGAACCUCCAGAGUUUCACUUCUCAGCCAGGAUACCUAUAAUAAACGCGCAGGAUUUGGAAGUCGUUAAGCUCACGGCCUUGUUUGUUGCUAAAAGGGGGAAAUCUUUCAUGACCGCACUGUCUCAGCGAGAAACCAGAAAUUUCCAGUUCGACUUCCUUCGACCGCAACAUAGUCUCUAUCAGUUUUUCACGCGAUUGGUGGACCAGUACACCAUCCUCUUACGCUCAGAGGGUAUCGAUGCAGCUACGACAGAGAAAAACCGUCUUGCAGAGCUGGAACAUAACGUGAAAAACAAGUACCAUAUUCUGGAUCGAGCCAAACAGCGCGCUGAAUGGGUAAAAUUUCAGGAGCAGCAGAAACAGAAGAAGGAGGAAGAAGAAGAGCAAGAGAAAAUAGCAUAUGCACAAAUUGACUGGCAUGACUUCAUGGUUGUUGAGACUGUUCUAUUUAAUGAGUCUGACGACCAGGCUGACCUUCCUCCCCCGACCUCGCUAAAUGACCUCCAAUCUGCUUCCCUCGAGCAGAAAGCCAUGAUGUCACUGAACCCUCUUCGCAUUGAGGAAGCCAUGCCCACUGAUGAGGAGUUGCCGACAUACUAUAAUGCCUAUCCUACACAGCCAGAGCCAGUUCCGCAACCUAUGGUCCAGCCAGCCGGACCAUCCUACCCCCAGGGUCUACCCCCUCAGCCUAUCCCUGCUGCUCCUCCAAUCGCAGUCGCCGCCGGCCAGGAAGAAGAGCAACGUAUUCGUGAGCGUGCCGAGGCGCGUGAACAAGCCGCCGCUGCCCAGGCUGCCGCCAAAGCUGCUCCUGGCCAGCAACCGAUGCGCAUCCGUUCUGAUUACGUCCCCCGUGCACAGGCCCGCCGUCUCAACCAGACCGGACCAACGGCGCUCUGUCCCAACUGUAACCAGCAGAUUCCCGUCGCAGAACUGGAGCAGCACAUGCGUAUUGAAUUGCUGGAUCCUCGCUGGAAAGAACAGCGUGCCAAGGCGGAGUCCCGAAGCGCAACAACCAACCUUUCAACCGCGGACGUGGUCAACAAUCUCAAACGUCUCGCCAGUCAGCGAAGCGACGUCUUCGACUCUACUGUCCUCCCUAAUGCAGUGGAUCCCGAGGACGAAGCUCGAAAGAAACGAAUGGCCUACGAAGCAACCCCUGGAGCUGGACCCACGCCGCCAAUGGUCGGCCCUUCAGGCGGUCCACCCAAUCCUCAGAGCAUGACUAUUGAGGAACAAAUCAGGCAUAUUCGGGAACGUGCUAAGCAAUGA